UUCUGAAACCGGGUUGAACGAGUCUAAACUCAGUAGAUAGUGACUCGUAUAGCAUUGUUUAGGUUCAAGCUGAAGAUCGAAGGUCUGUAUUACACAGCCGACAAUACGAUCAUUACAGAAGCCUCAAACCAUCAAAUUAUGAGAACCCAUAACAAUCUAUGUCUUAGUCUUACAGUUCUUAUUCUUUUUCUUUCCCUUACAUUAGCUAUAAAUCAAGCGGAAUGCGAAGUUAUAACGUUAACUCCUGACACUUUCUCUGACAAGGUGAAGGAAAAAGACACUGCAUGGUUCGUGAAAUUUUGUGUUCCUUGGUGUAAGCAUUGUAAGAAUCUGGGGUCUUUAUGGGAGGACUUGGGGAAGGCAAUGGAAGGGAAUGAUGAAAUAGAGGUUGGAGAAGUUGACUGUGGUGCAAGCAAAUCUGUAUGCACCAAAGUUGACAUUCAUUCCUAUCCUACGUUCAAGGUCUUUUAUGAUGGAGAAGAAGUUGCAAAAUACCAAGGUCCAAGGGAUGUUGAAUCAUUGAAAACAUUUGUUCUGGAGGAAGCAGAGAAGGCUGCAAUGAAAGCAGAGGUUGAUAGUGAUGCGGAGUUGUGAUCAUUUUUAAGUUGUGGUACUUCGUAGUGAGACCAAGAUACAGAGUAGCUCUCUCUAGCACAGCUCAUAGACUCAUUUUCCAUGUCGUAGCUGGGUCAUGAAGUCGUUAGUUAUUGCAGGUCUCAGCAAAGUUGUUUGUGUUCACACCUUUUCAGACAUUUUUAUUUAAUAGAAUGGAUGUAGUAUAAAACUUAAAAUUCAUAUUAGAAGAAUGAUCUUCUAAUAUAGGGUAAUAUGAAAUUUAUAUAGAUUCAGACUCUUAAAUUGUGAUUCUUCAAAAGUUUUUAUUAUUUGAUAUCAAAAUUAUCAUUAUAUCA
Molecule: messenger RNA, 911 nt
Organism: Mangifera indica (mango)
Lineage: Eukaryota; Viridiplantae; Streptophyta; Magnoliopsida; Sapindales; Anacardiaceae
Product: protein disulfide-isomerase 5-1-like
Exons: 5
Coding region: 139-594 (151 amino acids)
Biological process (GO): protein folding
Cellular component (GO): endoplasmic reticulum
Molecular function (GO): protein disulfide isomerase activity
Source: RefSeq, a predicted model, not a curated record